AUGAAGGAAGUGAAAGAAUUCGACAACUCCAAAAUCGGCAUCAAAGGCCUCUCCGAUUCCGGUGUCACCGCCAUCCCCAAAUUCUUCAUUCAGCCGCCGGAAACUCUCUCCACUCUCAAAUCUUCAUCUUUUAACACCGACGGCAUCCCCGUAAUUGAUCUCUCCAACAUAAAUUCCCCCAAGCUCAGACCAAACAUCGUCAGCAAAAUUCGAGAAGCCGCGAAAAUUUGGGGUUUCUUCCAAGUGAUCAACCACGGCGUACCCAACUAUAUUAUCAACAAAACACUCAUGUCAAUCCGAUCAUUCCACAAACAACCCCAGGAGAUAAAGGCAGAGCACUACGUUCGGGAUGAGUUCAAAGGAUUCUUGUAUGCCUGCAACAACGAUCUUCUCCGGUCGAAGGUGGCGAGCUGGCACGACUACGUGCAUGCUUGGAUGUCGCCGGAGGCUAUGGAGGCGGAGAAGAUUCCGGCCAUUUGCCGGGAGGAGGUGGUGUUGGAACUUUAUUUUAAGUUUUAA
Messenger RNA from Camellia sinensis, 519 nucleotides. Lineage: Eukaryota; Viridiplantae; Streptophyta; Magnoliopsida; Ericales; Theaceae. The record is from RefSeq and is a predicted model, not a curated record.